Molecule: messenger RNA, 4641 nt
Organism: Dicrocoelium dendriticum
Lineage: Eukaryota; Metazoa; Platyhelminthes; Trematoda; Plagiorchiida; Dicrocoeliidae
Source: the annotation of a GenBank genome assembly
CUUUUGUACAGUUUGUUUGAAUUAAUGAUUAAAAUACACUUCUUCGCGCCCCGCGUUCCGUCGUGCUGAUUUCUGGCUGUGCUGCUUCUGCGUGUGUACGGUGCCGUCCAGUCUGCUUGAAAAUCGGAUAGUAUAUUCGGAAUUAUUAUCGAACGUCUAUUUCCAUUGUGCUCGACGUGUGUCACAGGUAUAGCGCAACCUACGACUCGAACUCGACUGUGAUUAAACUGUGAGUUGACCCUCUCCAACUUUUUGCCUUUUAUUAAGGGGUUGAAACCUUCCUAGUAUUUUUCGACCACUACAUAAAUUGGUGACCCUGCCUUAUUUUUUUUGAACACGUAUUUUUUCUUAGUCAUGUCUGACCAGACCCCAUGUGUUUUUACGGACAAUUCCGUCGAACUCUCGCUUCCUAACUUUGACAUUUCCAAUCCACGCGUAUGGUUUAUUCAGGUGGAAGCCACUUUUCGAUGUCGUAAGAUCACUUCACAGUCUUCCAUGUUCUCUUACGUCGUCUCGCGCUUACCUGUCUCCAUUGCAUCUGAAGUCAUUGAUAUUCUUGACCCUAUGCCUGUUGAAUCGCCGUAUGAUAAACUUAAAGCAGCUAUCCUUAAACGCACAACUGCGUCUGAUGAAGCUCGUCUGCAACAGUUACUUUCCGGCGUCGAGCUUGGCGAUCGCACCCCAUCCCAGCUUCUAAGGCACAUGCGUUCCCUAGUUGGUUCGUCGAAACUCGACGAUUCCAUACUCCGCCAACUUUGGACCAAAUGUCUUCCGGCAAACAUCACAGCGAUAUUAUCAGUUCUUAGCGACGAUAUCACGCUGGAGAAGCUCGCAGAAGCUGCGGACAAAACGCACGAAUGUUUCUUUAAGAGUACUCUUAAUCAUCUAACUGAGUCCACCACAGCCAGCUCAUCCCCUAGCACUACGCUUGAUUCGAUAAAUGAUAGAAUAUCCCGUCUAGAACUCAGCAUGUCUGCUAUUCGACGUGAACGCACUACCAGCCGAAGAAGUCCUCGUGAUCCGCGCCGCAGCACAUCACGCUCACGUCAGCGGUCGUACUGUUAUUUCCACCGUCGCUUCGGUAAAUCAGCACGUAACUGUCGCCCAGGAUGCAAAUAUCCGAAAGGAACUUCGAUUUCGCAACCGGGAAACGCCAAAGCCAGCCAGUAAUGGCGACGGCUGUCGCUGGCCAAAUCCUCAGUCGCCUUCUGUACGUGUUCGACUCCACGACUAAACUUCAUUUUUUGGUCGAUACGGGCGCAGAAAUCAGCGUUAUACCACGUUCGUUGGAAAAACGCCCUCUGCAACAAGCCGGACUUACGUUACAGGCGGCUAACCAGACCAAGAUCGCGACAUACGGCCAGAAGCUGUUACACCUAAGCCUUGGUUUACGACGCGACUUUCCUUUUAUCUUUACCAUCGCUGAUGUCCAGAAACCCAUACUUGGCAUCGACUUCCUUAGCAAAUUCGGCCUCGUUGUCGACCUACGUUGCAGGAAGUUACGGGACGACAGCACUUCGCUCACUGUCCCUUGCCAUCUCGCCCCAGUCACUUCCGUUGGACUUCGCGUACUCAUGCCAGACUCUACGCCGUAUUCCUCAUUGCUUCAGCAAUUUCCGUCUUUGGUCCGUUCUAAUACCGACUCCACCGAGCCUAAACACGAGGUUCGUCAUCAUAUCGUCACCACAGGUCCACCCGUGUCAGCCAAACCGAGACGUCUUCCACCUGACAAGCUCCAAGCGGCUAAACGCGAAUUCGAGCACAUGCUCAACCUCGGAAUCAUUCGCCCGUCCAACAGUUGUUGGGCUUCUCCGCUUCAUCUUGUACCCAAAAAGUCCGGUGAUUGGCGUCCAUGCGGUGAUUACCGGGCACUCAACGCCGUUACUAUUCCCGACAGAUACCCUAUCCCUCAUAUUCAUGAUUUUUCAUUGGGAUUGUCCGGGAAAUCAGUCUUUUCCAAGAUUGACCUUGUACGAGCGUACCAUCAAAUUCCAAUGGCAUCUGAGGACAUUGCUAAAACUGCCGUUAUCACACCUUUCGGUUUGUACGAGUUCACUCGUAUGCCUUUUGGCCUUCGCAAUGCGGCACAGUCCUUCCAGCGCUUCAUGGACCAGGUCCUCCGUGGUCUAGACUUUGUUUUUGUCUACAUUGACGAUGUUCUCAUAGCCAGUGCCACGCCAGAAGAGCACUUGAAUCACCUCCGACAAGUAUUUGAACGCUUCGACCAUCACGGGAUAACCAUUAAUCCUGAUAAAUGCCUAUUUGGUCAAUCUUCCGUCGAUUUUCUUGGUCACAAAAUCGAUAGCAAAGGCAUUAGUCCCAUCCCUGAGAAAACCCAGGCAAUCAUGGACUAUCCACUGCCCCAAUCCGUUAAAAACCUGCGCCGAUUCCUUGGCAUGGUUAAUUAUUACGGAAGAUUCAUUGACAAUUGUGCUGCUGUUCUUCAGCCUUUGACUGAUUUACUUAAAGGUAAUCCAAAGAAGUUCAUCAUUACUCCAGAAGCCGAAACAGCGUUUGUUGCCAUCAAGCAGAAGUUAAGCCAGGUAACUUCCCUGAGCUACUUGGACACCGACGAGAAAGCCACUCUCGUUCUCAAGACUGAUGCCUCACAAUCCGCUGUCGGUGCUGUACUUCAACAACUAAUUGGCAAUGAGAUUCAGCCGUUGUCUUUCUUUUCUCGGAAGCUACAACCAGCACAAACGAGGUACAGUACUUUCGGUCGCGAACUUCUCGCGAUGUACUUGGCCGUCAAGCACUUUCGUCACGUCCUUGAAGGACGACGUUUUGUAAUUCUGACGGACCACAAGCCGUUGGUCUACGCUUUUCGCGCCGCUUCCGAUCGCUAUUCUCCGAGAGAGACACGACAUCUGGAUUACCUCUCACAAUUUUGUGUCGACAUUCGCUACCUCGAUGGUCCAAAUAAUGUUGUCGCUGAUGCACUUUCACGUGCUCACAUACAUCAACUGUCGUCCUCACCAAUAGACCUUGAGGAAAUGUCUGUUGCCCAGAACAACGAUCCUGAACUCGCUCAGCUUCGAUCGAAUACCACAUUGAAAUUCUUGCAAUUACCAAUUUUAAACUCAGACGCAAGGAUUCACUGCGAUGUCUCCACCGGUAAGCCAAGACCGUUUGUUCCACAGUCUUUCCGGCGAACCGUCUUUGACCAUUUUCACGGACUAUCGCAUCCUAGCAUUCGAUCUACUGUGAAGUUGAUUACUGAUCGUUUCAUCUGGCCUAGUAUGCGCUCUGAUAUCCGCCAAUGGGCUAAACACUGUCUCAGCUGCCAGAGCAGCAAAGUACACAGACACACUAUUUCUGCCCCCGGAACAUUCUCACUACCUGAGGCACGUUUUAGACAUGUCCACCUAGACAUAGUCGGACCGCUUCCUCCGUCGAACAAUUUCACUUUCAUUUUGACUUGUGUUGAUCGUUUUACUCGUUGGCCGCACGCCAUUCCUUUACGUGACAUAUCUUCAGAAUCUGUUGCCCGUGCAUUUUUCGAUUCAUGGAUUUCCUUUUUCGGUGUACCAUCUACGAUCACUACAGAUCGAGGAUCUCAGUUUAGUUCCACCUUGUUCCGUGACUUGAAUCGUCUGUUGGGUUGUACCCACAUUCGAACAACUGCUUAUCAUCCCGCUUCGAAUGGCCUUGUCGAGCGUUUCCAUCGACAGCUUAAAGCCGCCAUCACAGCUAAUUCACCUGAUCCACAUUGGUCUGAACGCAUCCCAGCUGUCCUUCUUGGUAUCCGUAAUACCGUCAAAGAGGAUAUUGGAUGCAGCCCUGCCGAACUCGUCUUUGGCACCACUCUCAGACUUCCAGGUGAGAUGAUUUUGGAUUCCCGAGUCACUGGUGAGAUAGAUCCUGUGUCCUACGCCGAACGUCUCAAACAACACUUCCGAACAGUUCGACCUACGUCUACUCGCUUCACUGCCCGCGAACAACGAAUUCAUCCGGACUUACACACUUGUCCUUUUGUUUUCAUUCGCAUUGAUGCAGUUCGCAAGCCGUUGACACCCCCUUAUGAAGGUCCUUUCAAAGUGUUGUCACGGAAACCUAAAUACUUCAUACUGGAAAGGAAUGGAUCGAAAGAAUCUGUGAGUAUUGACCGUCUUAAACCCGCUUAUGUUGAGCCUGCCGUUACUUUGACGGAUCCCAAGUCGUUACCCCCUGUUGGUCAACCGACCGCUUCCAAUGCUCCAGAACCUUCAUGCGCUCGCCCAACGAAUGAUCCCAAACACACACGUUCAGGACGUUCUGUGUCUUUCCCCUCCAAACUAGCUGAGUUUGUUCCCUAAAUAGCUAUAUCGAGCGUUACCUUACCAGUUCACGCUCUACGGGGGAGUUAUGUAGUGGUUAUUAAUCUUUUGCAUUUUGUCUUUCUUGUCAUCCAUUUUAUCAUGACAUCUUUUGUACAGUUUGUUUGAAUUAAUGAUUACAAUACACUUCUUCGCGCCCCGCGUUCCGUCGUGCUGAUUUCUGGCUGUGCUGCUUCUGCGUGUGUACGGUGCCGUCCAGUCUGCUUGAAAAUCGGAUAGUAUAUUCGGAAUUAUUAUCGAACGUCUAUUUCCAUUGUGCUCGACGUGUGUCACAGGUAUAGCGCAACCUACGACUCGAACUCGACUGUGAUUAAACUGUGAGUUG